Messenger RNA from Doryrhamphus excisus (bluestripe pipefish), 3222 nucleotides. RefSeq names its product T cell immune regulator 1, ATPase H+ transporting V0 subunit a3b (gene tcirg1b). Gene Ontology annotation, biological process: proton transmembrane transport; vacuolar acidification. The record is from RefSeq and is a predicted model, not a curated record. Lineage: Eukaryota; Metazoa; Chordata; Actinopteri; Syngnathiformes; Syngnathidae. Gene Ontology annotation, molecular function: ATPase binding; proton-transporting ATPase activity, rotational mechanism. Gene Ontology annotation, cellular component: plasma membrane; vacuolar proton-transporting V-type ATPase, V0 domain; vacuolar proton-transporting V-type ATPase complex.
ACCGCAGUAACGUGACUUUACUAAACAGGAAGUGAGCGUCAAAUCACAGAACUUGCCAAAAAACACGACGACUGAGCCGACUCGCUGUACGCUCACCUUUGCCGGGACGGAGGGAUUUAAGAAAAAAAAACGCUUUGAGUCGUGUGGGAAUCGAGCACACAAACAGGCCAGCCAUGGGCUCCAUGUUCCGCAGCGAGGAGGUAUGCCUGGUGCAGCUCUUCCUCCAAUCCGGCUCGGCCUACAACUGCGUCAGCGAGCUGGGAGAGCUGGGCCUGGUGGAGUUCAGAGAUUUAAAUCCUAACGUGAACGCCUUUCAGAGGAAAUUUGUUGGUGAAGUCAGACGAUGUGAGGAGCUUGAGAAAACAUUUUCCUUCCUAGAACAGGAGAUCAACCGAUCCCUGUCCCCUCCUUUGAACGGACGCCUCCCCCCACCUUGCCCGACACCCUCGGCCCCGCAGCCGCGAGAGCUCAUCACCAUCGAGGAGGAGAGCGAGAGGCUGGCCAGAGAACUCAGAGAGGUGUCCAGGAACAGAGACAGUCUUCGGGCUCAGCUGACCCAACUUUGCCAGUACAGAGGGGUCCUGACCAGGACACACUCCCUCACAGCCACCCAGGCACCCCCGUCUAUGCUGGAAAACCAAGGCCUGUUUGAUAACCGCCAUGAUGUCCACCUAAGUUUUGUUGCGGGCGUGGUCCACCCAUGGAGGGUCCCGUCAUUCGAGCGCUUGCUGUGGCGGGCGUGUCGCGGUUAUAUUAUCGUGGAUUUCCGAGAAAUGGAGGAUCGUCUCGAGCACCCAGACACGGGAGAGAUGGUGCAGUGGACAGUAUUCCUUAUUUCCUAUUGGGGGGAUCAGAUUGGCCAGAAAGUGAAGAAGAUAUGUGACUGUUUCCGCACACAGACCUUUGCGUAUCCGGAGAGCACGGCUGAAAGAGAGGAGAUUCUCCAGGGUCUUCAAGGAAGAAUUGAAGAUAUCAAAUCUGUGCUUUCUCAGACGGAGUCCUUCCUGCAGCAGCUCCUGAUGCGUGCGGUGGCCGUGCUGCCCCAGUGGAAGGUCCGCGUCCAGAAGUGCAAGGCGGUCCAGAUGGUCCUGAACCUCUGCAGCCCCUCCGUCACUGACAAGUGCCUGAUUGCCGAGGCGUGGUGUCCCGUCGCUAAGCUCCCCGAGCUGCAGAGCGCCCUCAGAGAGGGAGGGAGAAAAAGCGGCAGCGGCGUCGACUCCUUCUACAACCGCUUGCCGUCAUCUGCAUCCCCGCCUACCUUGUUUCCCAUUAACUCCUUCACCGCCGGCUUCCAGAACAUCGUGGAUGCCUACGGAGUGGCGAGCUAUCGGGAAGUCAAUCCUGCGGUGUACACCAUCAUUACAUUCCCCUUCCUGUUUGCCGUCAUGUUUGGGGAUGUGGGUCACGGUGUGCUGAUGACCUUGGCUGCCCUCUGGAUGGUCCUGGAGGAGAAAGACCCCAAACUGAGAAGCAACAACAAUGAGAUCUGGAGGAUGAUGUUCGGGGGUCGCUACCUGAUCCUACUGAUGGGAUUGUUCUCCAUCUACACGGGAGCCAUUUACAACGAGUGCUUCAGCCGAGGCCUCAGCACCUUCAGCUCAGCGUGGCACGUCAGGCCCAUGUUUGAGAGAAACAUUUGGAAUGCAUCUGUCCUGGCGGGGAACCAGUACCUGUCCAUGGAUCCGAACGUGACCGGUGUCUUCACCAGCCCUUAUCCAUUCGGCAUUGAUCCUAUUUGGGGUUUGGCUAACAACAAGCUAACCUUUCUCAACUCAUACAAGAUGAAGAUGUCCGUCAUCAUCGGCAUCAUCCACAUGACCUUUGGAGUCUGUUUGUCCUUCUUCAACUAUGUGCAUUUUGGCCAAGUGAGCAGGGUGUUCCUGGUGCUGAUCCCGGAGCUGUUCUUCAUGCUGUGUCUGUUCGGAUACCUGGUGUUUAUGGUGGUCUUCAAGUGGAUCGCUUACACUCCAGCCCAGUCCAAAAUAGCCCCGAGUAUACUCAUCCAUUUUAUAGACAUGUUCCUCUUCACGGAAAACGAAGACAACCCGCCUCUCUACACGGGACAGGGUAUCGUCCAAAAAGUUCUGGUGGUGCUGGCGCUGUGCUCCGUUCCUGUUCUCCUGUUUGGGAAACCCCUGUUUGAAUACAUGACACACAAGGGGAGAAGGCGUCCGUUGCCUCAGGAAGAAGACAGACGCCCGCUGGUGGCCGACGAGAGCUCCAUCAACACCCGACAAGGGGAGACGGACAGAGGGUCCGCUGAAGUCGAGGAGUUUGAUGCCGCCGACGUGUUCAUGCACCAGGCCAUCCACACCAUCGAGUACUGCCUGGGCUGCAUCUCCAACACGGCCUCUUAUUUACGACUCUGGGCUCUCAGUCUGGCACACGCACAGCUGUCAGAGGUGCUGUGGGUCAUGGUGAUGCGCGUGGCGUUGAAGUGGCAGGGCUACGUGGGCUCUGCAGUUCUCUUUGUGGUCUUUGCCUUCUUCGCCGUGUUGACCAUCUCCAUCCUGCUUGUUAUGGAGGGCCUGUCGGCUUUCCUUCACGCACUGCGUCUGCACUGGGUGGAGUUCCAGAACAAGUUCUACAGCGGCACAGGCUACAAGCUGAACCCAUUCUCCUUCUCGUCUCUGAUCAAUGCAUCAGCUGCUAUAUGAUCAUCAUACUGACCAAAGAAUUCACUAAAAUGAUUAAUUUAUGUACCUCAUGAAGUCGUUAGCCUGCAGACGACCGAACACAAACUGUGUUCUGUGGCCCCGGGGGGCCAUGAAAGGGUGUAUUUGCACAAUGAACAUGACGGUGUUGACUGUUAUUAGAAUGACUAUUCCCUUUUCAAAUUUUAUUAUCUCAGUGUUACAUACAAGCAUUCUUAUUCAUUCCAAAAGCAUCGUCUUAGUGAUUGAGUCUUUUCACUGUAAUUAACGUUAUUGAUUAUCUUAUGAGUUGAAAAGGGAAUGUAUGUGGAAUUGGGGUGUUCAUCCAGGAAUUUGGAAUCGGCCAAAGGAUAGCAGGUAAUAUUACGAUUGUCGACUGCUAAAGAAAUAUAGUUUAUUCACAGUGUUGUGUUACUUAAGCAUAACACAUUUUAACUUUAAAAAAUAUAUAGUAGUUUUCUUUUGUGCCUUACUCAGAUGGCAACACGUUGAACCACAUUCUCUCGUUAUUUUUUGUAAUGCGCCGUCAAAGUGAUCAAAUUUGAAAUUAAAUGAUUUUUCUGUAUGA